Ilyonectria robusta is the source of this 1174-nucleotide messenger RNA. RefSeq lists its product as uncharacterized. The coding region runs from base 113 to 1141 and encodes 342 amino acids. NCBI's taxonomy places the organism in Eukaryota, Fungi, Ascomycota, Sordariomycetes, Hypocreales, Nectriaceae. The transcript is spliced from 5 exons. The record is from RefSeq and is a predicted model, not a curated record.
GUGACAACAAUAUAAGUAUCACAUUUACGUGCGACACGGGCUUUAUCAAACCGCGUCUACUAGUCCAUCGUCAUUAACCCUUGACCUAAUAUUGCAGAAAUAAUCCGCAAUCAUGGCUUCCAUUUUCUUGACUGGUGCAUCUGGCUACGUCGGCGGGCAGGUGCUUCAAGAGCUCUCGCGAAGCCACCCGGAGUACACCAUUGCGGCUCUGAUCCGCGAUGGCGAGGUUGCGAAGCGCAUCACAGCCAUAUUUCCCAAUGUUCGAGCAGUAGUGGGCAGCCUUGACGAUUCGGGUAUCGUCGAGGAGGAGGCAUCAAAGGCAUACAUCGUUCUACACCUUGCUUCAAACAAUCACUUGGGCAGCUUUCAGGCAAUCGAGCGUGGUCUAGCAAAGCGAGAAUCUCCUUCAUUCUGGAUUCAAAUCUCAGGCGCCAGCGCUCUCGCAGCGGGAGAGGUUUCAUCCCCAUCCUUCGAGCCUGGCUCGGCUUCGUCGCAAAUUUACGACGAUGUCGACGACGUCGCAGCGAUUCGCUCGCUGGUCCGGGCUCACCCUGCUCGCGUGGUGGACAACUACCUCCUCGACGUGGCCGCAAAGAAUCCCUCGAUCAAGACGGCGCUCGUAAUGCCGCCCAUCAUCUACGGAGUUGGCGAGGGGCCAAUCAACCAGCGGAGCAUCCAGAUCCUCACGCUGUGCAAGGUGGCGCUGGAGAGGGGCAGGGCCGUCACUGUAGGCAAGGGCGAGAGCCGAUGGGGCAGCGUCCACGUUGGAGACAUUGCAAAGCUCUUCGCGUCCCUGGCUGAGGCUGGCGCAAAGAAGAAUCAGGACGAGGCGCUCUGGGGAGAGAACGGCAUCUACCUGGCGGGCGUUGGCGAACUUUCUUGGCUUGAAAUCUCACAGAGAAUUGCGCGCGAAGCCCACAACAAGGGCUACAUCAGCACCGUCGAGGUGGAAUCCGUGUACAAGCCGGAGAUGGACUCGCUGCUGCCCGCGGCCGCCGUGCUGUUCGGAAGCAACGCGCGAAGCAAGGCUCGCCGCGGGGCUGAGUUGCUCGGAUGGACACCUACAGGGGAGAGUCUGGAGGCGGAGAUUCCGAGGGCGCUGGCGGAGGAGGCGACGCGGUUGGGCGUCGGUAAGGUCUAGAGUAGGUAGAAGAUGCUAGAGUCUAGAUCUAAG